ACUUGUUGAUGGAGUCCUGUAUAAGAGAUCUUUCUCACUUCCUCUUCUACGAUGUUUAAACCCCUAUGAAGCUGAAUACGCACUUCGAGAGGUACAUGAAGGUGUCUGUGGGAGCCACGUCGGUGCUAGAACUCUGGCUCACAAAGUUUUAAGGCAAGGAUACUACUGGCCAAACAUGUACAAAGAUGCCACUUACUUUGUUCAGAAAUGCCCGAAAUGUCAAUUCUUUGCACACCUGACUCAUCAACCAGCAGCAGAGCUCACGAACUUGGUAGCGCCGUGGCCAUUCGCUCAAUGGGGACUGGAUCUUUUAGGCCCAUUUGUGAAAGGGGUUGGUGGUGUAACCCAUUUGAUUGUUGGUGUGGAUUAUUUCACGAAGUGGGUUGAAGCUUGGCCUUUAUCUAGUCUUACCUCUAAGAAGGUUGAAGAUUUUGUUUUCAGUUCGAUUAUCUGCAGAUAUGGGAUUCCAAAUCAGAUUGUGGCUGAUAAUGGAACUCAAUUCAAUUGCUCCUCAUUUCGAGAUUUCUGCUCUAGUUAUGGGAUCAAGUUACAGUUCACCUCCGUUUACCAUCCGGAGUCCAAUGGCAUGGUGGAAUCUGUUAACAAAUGCAUUUUGGAAGGUGAAACACCCUACCACCUGGCCUUUGGUACCGAAGCAGUCAUUCCUGUUGAGUUAGGAGUCCCAAGCUUCCGGGUCACCCAUUUCGAUGAAGCACGAAAUGGACAACUGCUUCGGGAAAACCUUGAUCUGCUUGCUGAAGUCAGAGAAGAAGCUCGACUUCGAACUCUUGUAUACAAGCAGAAACUAGCCAACUUCUACAAUAAACGGGUCCGCCCUCGAACAUUCAAAGCAAGAGACCUUGUUCUCAGAAAAGCUGACCUAACGGGGUUUGAAACUCGUUUUGGCAAACUUGCCCCAAAUUGGGAAGGCCCUUACACUGUGGCCGAGGUACCACAUCCUGGUGCCUAUAUCCUCCAAGAUGCUGAAGGAAAGAGAGUUCCUAGAGUCUGGAAUGUGAAUAACUUGAAGAAAUUUUACCCCUAAUAAAAUUCUUUCAAGUGAUCUAUGUCUUACUGUUCUUUACGUUUCUCACUUCAUGUCUAUAGAAAUUCAUUUUACCUCUUAUUCUAUGUAUCCGAGGUCAAUUAAUCCAUUCGUUCUUUAUCUCAUACGUCUGUUAAUAAAUGUCACUUCACAUU
Molecule: messenger RNA, 1200 nt
Organism: Rubroshorea leprosula
Lineage: Eukaryota; Viridiplantae; Streptophyta; Magnoliopsida; Malvales; Dipterocarpaceae
Source: the annotation of a GenBank genome assembly